Rhodotorula toruloides NP11 is the source of this 879-nucleotide messenger RNA. RefSeq names its product UbiE/COQ5 family methyltransferase. The transcript is spliced from 3 exons. NCBI's taxonomy places the organism in Eukaryota, Fungi, Basidiomycota, Microbotryomycetes, Sporidiobolales, Sporidiobolaceae. The record is from RefSeq and is a predicted model, not a curated record. Gene Ontology annotation, molecular function: methyltransferase activity. Bases 1 to 879 code for a protein of 292 amino acids.
AUGCCAAGUCGCCUCGCUCGACUGCCUCUCUCUUUCUCACGCUACAUCGCUUCCCAACACUCUGCACGACCAGCCAUGACAGACACCGCCUUCCGUCCCUCGUUCUCGCACUUUGGCGGGCCAGAGAUCGCGAUGAUGGAGCGCUUUACGGGAGGUCAAGCCGUCCAGAGCUUACUCGAGCUGAGCGGUAUCUACGAAGCGAUCGAGAAGGCGGACAAGCCUGUUGACGUUGUCGAGAACGCGGCGGGCGCGGGAGUCCUCACCAGUGCGCUGAAGGCGAAGGUGAAGGGUGAGGGGAAGGUCAAGAUCGUGAUGGGGGAUGUGGAGGAGAAGAUGGUCCAGCUGGCGAAGCAGAGGAGGGAGGUCGAGGAAUGGAAGGACGUCGAGGUCAAGGUCAUGGACGGGAUGAACGUCCCGCUCCCCGACAACUCGUUCGACUUUGCCUUCAUCCACUUUGGCCUGCAACUCUUCCCCGACGCAGCCAAAGGCAUCUCCGAAUGUCACCGCCUCCUCCGCCCUUCCGGCGUGCUCGGCUACACCAUCUGGCAUUCCCCCGGCUUCCUCCCCCUCCUCCAACGCGCCGACCCGUCCUUCCGCAUGCCUCCCACCUUCUCGAAUCCCUUCACAUCCCUCUCAACCCUCUCCACCACCCUCACCCACCACGGCUUCCUCAACCCGCGCACCGCGCCUCUCGAAGUCCCAGCACAUUUCGAGUCGACGGACAAGUUCUUCGAGAUGAUGAAGCUGGGAGUGAGGGGGUUGUUCAUGGAUGAAGAGAGGAACGAGAGGAUGAGGAAGUUGUUGGUUGAGGAGCAUGGGGAGGGACCGUUUACGCUUUGGUGGAGGGGCGCGAGUGUGGUUGCUAUCAAGGCGGAGUAG